This is a messenger RNA of Aethina tumida (small hive beetle), 2920 nucleotides long. RefSeq lists its product as uncharacterized. The transcript has 5 exons. Lineage: Eukaryota; Metazoa; Arthropoda; Insecta; Coleoptera; Nitidulidae. Gene Ontology annotation, molecular function: N-acetylmuramoyl-L-alanine amidase activity; zinc ion binding. Gene Ontology annotation, biological process: peptidoglycan catabolic process. Bases 230 to 2728 code for a protein of 832 amino acids. The record is from RefSeq and is a predicted model, not a curated record.
GCUUCGACAAAAGCGAGACGAACCAUCGACGCCGGUUUUCCCCACUAUGCAUAGCCGAUUAUCUUUCUCGAUGUUUUAACGCUAAUUUGCAACAACAAUCGUCAGUAGAUAAGCAGCAACCGUAAGUGCGAACACAAUGUGUUGAGUGUCGUGACAUGUUUUGAAUGUCGUAGCGAUACUACCCGUGCAGUGUACGUGACAGAGUUGCGUUUAAAUAAAACUAUGACCGAUGCCAAACCCGUGUCAAGAAGGAUUGGAGGUGUGUCCCGUGGACCAGGGUUGCGCCGAGAUAGUCCUCAAGGACGAUGACGGAAACGAGCAGAUCGCCGAUCUGGCCGAGCUCAGGAAUCGGGAAGGAAUUCUUGAUCCUAACAACGCAUCCCUGAACAUCGACCACUCCCAGGACGUGAUCGUAGGACCAGUCACGCAGUUUUAUGCACCGGUCACGAUAUACCAACAUGUCAACGGGCACAUUAACGGACGAGUGCAGACGCAAGAGGAAGACAACAAAGUCGUUGUUGAGACGCCAGUCGAAAGUCCCACCCACACGCAGACUCCGCCGAAGUUCCCUAGUGCCGCCCCGUUGGUGGUGGACAAAGAGGACGCCAAAUGUCUUCAAAAGAAAUUCGACUUUUUCAAGAACAAAUACUUGUGCUAUGUUAUUUUGGGUGUGGUUUUCAUUUUGAUAAUCAUGGGCAUCUAUUUGAUUGUCUCAUCGUUAAAUAAAAAUGCUCCACCGCCAAACUUUACACCCACCGAAAGGCCCACAUCCAAAUUGCCCAUGGUCUACAAACACGAUUGGAAAGGAUUGCCUGCUAGCGGUUACAAACUUCUGGCACCGCCAACUCCUCUAGUCAUUAUUAAACACACGGCCGGAGGUUUUACCACCGACUCUCAAACGUGUCGUACCAAAGUCAGAGAUAUUCAGGCUGCAGAUAUCGGUAACAAAUAUCCCGAUAUUCGCUAUAACUUCCUCAUAUGUGGUGAUGGAAAAGUUUACGUUGGUCGAGACUGGGGUGUCGAAAACCAACAGAGACCCAACAGCAUCGACAUCGCUUUCAUGGGCUCGUUCGAUGGCAAUGUGCUUAGUCCCGAGAUGAUUGCUGUUUGUCAAGAGUUAAUCAAUGAAGGUGUGAGGAAUGGUUAUCUUUCUAAGGACUACAAGCUUGUGGGUCAUCAGCAGACGAUGGGAACGGCUAGUCCUGGUAAAAACAUUAUGGAAGUGAUUAGAAAGUGGCCCCACUAUUAUAGUGGCAAAUCGCAGAAGAAACCAGUCUACAAAAAAAUAGUAAUAGGCAUAAUAUGCUUGCUGGUUGCAUUAAGUAUUAUCGCAUCAUUGAUUGUAACACUGAAAGGAAACAAAGCUACACCGGAUCCUCUCAUUAAUCCUCCGCAGGACAUCGACGAAAAAUUUCUGCUAGACUACAACGACUGGGAAGGCGUAAAAACUUUAGAUGGGGCAAGACGCCUUAAUCCACCAUCACAUUAUGUUAUAAUAUCGCAUACAGUUAGUCCCAAAUGUACAAAUUUCCUCAGUUGUUCUGCCAGAGUGAGAAACAUACAAGCUGAACACAUGAGCGUUCUCCGUAGUCCGAACAUCGGUUACAAUUUUCUCGUGGGUGAUGAUGGCCACGCUUACGAAGCCAGAGGUUGGGAUAUCAGGAACUUUCAUAUGGACGAUUCGAUUGGCAUAUGUUUAAUUGGAGAUUACACUAUGGAAGUUCCAAGUGAGAUUCUGAUCGAAUCUUUAAAAAGACUAAUCGAUCUAGGAGUUUCUUUAAAUAAACUUUCUCGUAAAUAUAAACUCAUCGCCCACAAUCAGACCUCGGCUACUUUAAGUCCGGGCGUGGAAGUCUUUAAAAUAAUCAAAACUUGGCCACAUUACGACAGUGGAAUUUAUCGUGUGUUAACAUUUUUUAAGAAGAGGCGAAAAAAAAUUGUGGAGUUAAUCUGCAAAUAUUUUAAAUACUGGUUUCCACUAGUAAUAGUAACCGUCAUCGCAACCACAAUACUAUCAAUACUACUUUUGGUGGAACAAGAAGACGAAUCCGAUUAUUCUCCUACCGAAACACCCGACCAAUCUGAGACCACAUCCGACAACACGAAUGACGAAAAGUGGCUUUUAGAAAAAAAGGAUUGGCAUGGCAAAGAAACACAGAUACCAUUAAACCUAACCCAUCCAGUACCAUUAAUAAUAAUAUCUCACACUGGAACGGAGUACUGCGACAACUUAUGCGAUUGCCAAAAAGAAAUAAAAAAAAUCCAGAUGUUGCAUAUGAAUUUGGGGUUCCUUGACAUUGGUUACAAUUAUUUGAUUGCUGGUGAUGGACAUGUUUAUACGGGGCGGGGUUCAAACUUACAAAACUACCAUUGGAACCACAAGGACACAUCUUUGGCCAUAAGUUUCGUCGGUGAUUUUAACAAAGAUGCAUUAACGGCUGAUAUGAUAUGUGUAUUUUUAAGACUGAUGGACUAUUUGGACAUGUCUAAAGUACUUUCAGAUGAUUAUAUUUUGGUGGCCCAUAAUCAAACUUACCAGACUAUGAGCCCUGGAGAGAAUGUUUAUGCAUUUAUUAAGCUUUUACAACAUUUUAAUAGUUCAAAUUUUGUUUCUGACCAAAAUAACAGUUCUUCUAAACAAACAAACAGGUAUAUGAUCAGCGAUAAAGUUGCUCCUAAAUUUAUAACCAGUAACUGCAUCCGACCGCUUUUAAAUUUGGUAGGAUAGAGUUCCUUGUUCCUGUGCUAAUAAUUAAAAAACUACAAUAGUAGAAACUCUUUAAGUGUGUGAUAAACCAUUAGGUGAAGGAAGAAUAUUAAAGUUCAAAAUACAACUGGAACGGAAACCAUAUUAGUUUUGCAAUAAGGUGUGUGAUAUUGUCUACCUCAAAAAAAAUACAAAAUAUUAUAUUAUUUUUCA